Molecule: messenger RNA, 186 nt
Organism: Clunio marinus
Lineage: Eukaryota; Metazoa; Arthropoda; Insecta; Diptera; Chironomidae
Source: the annotation of a GenBank genome assembly
AUGAAUAAAAAACCUAUAAAAUUAUUAUCAGAUGAUCAGUUGAAACCUGAAGUAGACUUCAAAAUAAUAUCAAUGUGGACAAUAAUUUCUUUUAAUCGCGAUCAUCUUAAUGAAGCGAAUGGAAAGAUUAUAAAUAUGCUCAACAUGUACGAAGUGAAAUUAACUGAUAACUUGAUCGUUCAUUAG